Messenger RNA from Impatiens glandulifera, 924 nucleotides. Its product is annotated as transcription factor GTE4-like. The record is from RefSeq and is a predicted model, not a curated record. The coding region runs from base 1 to 924 and encodes 307 amino acids. The transcript has 4 exons. NCBI's taxonomy places the organism in Eukaryota, Viridiplantae, Streptophyta, Magnoliopsida, Ericales, Balsaminaceae. Gene Ontology annotation, molecular function: protein binding.
AUGUUAUCUUGGUCUGUAAAUUAUGUGAUUUCUUAUCCUUCAGAAUCCUACACUCAAUUGCUAAGAAGAUUGGUUGAAAGAGGAAAGAAGAAACCAAAAGCUGAUCAAAAUAGUUUUAAACCUGCUGGAAGACCAAUAAGAUUCAAUGAUAGCAAUGAGGUUGAAGCAUUCGAGAUUUGUACGAGUCUGAUAUCUGGUUUGUUUAAGCACAAGUACAGUAAGGAGUUUGCGGAACCAAUUGAUAUCGCGGAACAUGGGAUCCAUGACUAUCAUAGUAUUAUUAAGAAUCCUAUGGAUUUGGGAACUGUUAAAGAAAACCUGAAAACGAGAUUAUACAAAUCCCCAAAAGAAUUUGCAGCAGACACCAGACUUGUAUUUGAGAAUGCAAUGACUUAUAAUCCUGAGAGUCACAUAGUUCACUUAAUGGCAGCUGAGCUAUUGGAAUUUUUCAAUAAGAAUUAUGCGCGCGAAGAGGAGAAUUAUAAUUUGGAGUUGGACAGAUCGGGUGAAGCAAAUGAGGUUAAUAAGAGAGACAUGACUUAUGAAGAAAAACUGGAGUUAAAUGAAAACUUGGGCAGUUUAUCAGUAGAAGAGUUGGGAAAAGUUGUAGAGAUCUUUAAGAAGAGAAAUAUUGUAUUUUCCAUACAUGAUGAUGUGGUUGGUGUAAAUAUUAAUAAUAUUGAUGUCGAUAUACUCUGGGAACUUGACAGGUUAGUUAUAAAUUACAAAAGUAUAUCGAACAAGAACAUGAGAAAAUCUCUUCUAGAGGAGGCGGAGACAGCUUCUGUUUCAUUAAUGAAUGCAUCUGCUAACCUGGAGAUAGCAGAAGAAACUUAUAAUAUAGGUGACAGGAGUGUUGUUUUAGCUCUCCCUAUACGAAAAACAUGGCAAGAAGACAAUGUCAGCAGCAUUCAGCAGCACUGA